ACGCUCUGUACCCUAGGGCUGAAUUACAGAACAGUGUUCUAAAUGCUCUCUCUUGUUGUAUGUAAUGUUCGGCCUUGCAUUCACACGUGUACUGGCGCGCCCCAAGUGAUAACCGAGGUGUAAUUACAUUUGAAACUGACAUGAUCUGUUCAAGUCUGUUGUUCUGGUUUCUUGCACAAUUUAGUUCUUGUCGAACGCCGGUGAAGUAGCCAUUAGGGGUCGAGCUUCACAUUUGAAUCUGCAAGAAUUCGGAAUCAGAGGAAUACUGUAAGUGCGUACGCGAAUCUGUGUUGAAAAUGUUCUGUAAAUCCUUAUUGCGAACUGGAAGUCUCACAAUAUGCAGAACCCCCACGGGUUUUGGAGCGAGUUCAGCGGCUGUAUCUCUUCUCAAAAACAACAACGUGAAAAGACACUGCUCAUCAUCCAGCGAUUUAGGGAAUAACACAUUGAAAACGAUGGAGGAGUUGCACGGGCCAAGCUUUCUCACGUCUUUGUACUGGCUCUUCGGCAAAGGCUAUUUUGACAUAACGCACGAAAUGCAAAUUGAGCACAAAAAGAUCUAUGGCCCUCUGUGGAAGUCCAAGUACGGUCCACUGGUGGUUGUGAACGUGGCGUCGGCAGACCUGAUCGAGCAGGUGCUCCGACAGGAGGGCAAGCUCCCAGUCCGGAGUGACAUGCCUCACUGGAGAGAGUACCGGCAGCUGCGCAGCCAAGCCUACGGGCCCCUCACGGAAAUGGGGCCUGAAUGGCAGCGUAUCCGCAGCAUACUGAACCCCAGGAUGCUGAAGCCCAGGCACGUGUCCAACUACUCCCCUGCCAUCAACCAGGUGGUGACGGACUUCAUCCGGAGGAUUCAGUGGCUCCGGGAUGAGCAAGGGGACGGGCUCCUGGUCAGCGACAUGGCCGGGGAGCUCUACAGGUUUGCAUUUGAAGGUAUUUGCUCAGUCCUGUUUGAAACCAGAAUGGGCUGCCUUAAUGACCACGUCCCUGAAGAAACGCAGAAGUUCAUUGAGUCCGUGGGCGAGAUGUUCCGCCUGUCAUCGGUGGUCGUGCUCUUUCCCAAAUCCCUCUGGCCCUACCUGCCCUUCUGGAAGCACUUUGUGGUAGUCUGGGAUCAUCUCUUCAGAAUCGCCAAGAUGCUGAUUGACAGCAAGGUGAAGGAGAUCCAGGGAAAGAUGGAGAAGGGGGAGCCUGUGGAAGGGGAGUACCUAACCCACCUGCUGACCAGUGACAAGAUGUCAGUGACAGAGAUCCAGGGCAGCAUCACAGAGCUGCUGCUGGCUGGGGUGGACACGACAUCCAACACCAUCUCCUGGGCUCUGUACCACUUGGCUCGAGAACCGGAAAUUCAGGAGACGCUUUACGAGGAAGUGAAGAGUGUCUGCCCGGGAGACAAAAUACCAGCGGCCGAAGACAUUGCCAAGAUGGCGUGGUUAAAGGCAACAGUUAAAGAAACGCUACGGUUGUAUCCAGUGGUUCCAGGUAAUGCGCGGGUCAUUGUCGAUAAUGAAAUAGUAGUCGGGGGAUAUCUGUUCCCCAAGAAGACCCUUUUCCACCUCUGCCACUACGCCGUGUCCUAUGAGGAGAGCAACUUUCCUGAGCCGCAUGUCUUCCGCCCAGAGCGCUGGCUUCGCGGGGAGGACAGGCUGAAGCAGCACCCGUUCGGCUCCAUCCCAUUCGGGUUUGGAAUUCGGGCCUGUUUGGGGAGGAGGGUGGCUGAGCUGGAGAUGUACUGUGUGCUUUCAAGGCUGAUUAAACAGUUUGAAGUGCGUCCGGAUCCCUCUGGGAAGACAGUGAAGGCAAAGACCAGGACGCUGAUGGUUCCUGGAACUCCGAUCAACCUGCAGUUCCUGGACAGGAAAUAGAGGAACCCUUUUGUGUGUGUGUGUGUGCGUCUCUAUUUUUAAUCAUUGAAUUUAAUUAGCACUUUAUAUAUAAAACUGAACAGACUCACAGCAUUAAAACAGUCUGAAUAAUCCUAUACAAUCGAAGCACGUAAUAUGUAUAGUUAACAAUGUGGUGCAUUGCUAUUGCAGUGUCACUGAAUGUCCAUGUGGUGCAUUGCUAUUGCAGUGUCACUGUAUGUCCAUGUGGUCAGGAGAAACUCCCAUUGUGUUCAUUUAGGAUGUUGCUUAAAUUAUCCUUUUCAAUCAAUCAAUCAAUUUUAUUUUUAUAUAGCGCCUUUUGCAACAGGUCGCCACAAAGCGCUUUACAAAGGCAAAAACAAUACAUAUUACUGAAGAACAGUAAGCAUUUAAAAAAAGAACAGAAUAAAAAUAAAACAGAAUAUAUAAGCUGUAUUAUAAAAAUAUGAUUUGAAUCUAGAUAAAAAAAAUAAUAAAUAAAUAAAUAAAUAAAUAAAAAACAGUGAGAACAAUAUGGGGGCAAGAGGAUAUCGGCUCAUCUGGAUGAAAAUGCCAGGCUAUAGAAAUUGUUUUUUAGUCUAGACUUGAAGACAUUGACUGAAGGGGCUUCUCUAAUUGUGAUGGGCAAGUUGUUCCAUAAUUUAGGUGCUAUAUAACUAAAAGAUCUACCACCUGAAGUUUUUUCUGAAUAAUAGGUACAGACAGUCAGUCAGCAUCCAGUGAUCGGAGCGGGCGAUUGGGGACAUAGGGUUCCAAAAGAUCUUUAAGGUGUGGAGGUGUGAAACCAUUUACAGCCUUAUGUUAAGCAACACAUUAAAAUUUAUUCUAAAACUAACUGGUAGCCAAUGCAAAGAUGCCAGCACUGGGGUGAUGUGCUCUCGCCUCUUGACCCGAGUUAAAGUUUGAGCUGCAGCAUUUUGUACAAGUUGUUGUGGUUAGUACCAAUGAAAAGACCAUUGCAGUAGUUCAACUACAAACAAGAAAGCUGUUGUAUGAAUCUCCUGCGAGUGUCUGAUGAGUUAAUACUAAGAGCCCUCCUUACCUCUCCGCUGCAGAGCUCUUUCAGUUGAAUAGUAAGACGUUCCUCUGAACCGUAUGGUUUGCGGUUCAUGCCCAGCCCUUUCCUUUCCAUUCAAUUCAAUGAUCUGAGACGCCAAUUCAUUCCACUGCCUCCUAACAUUUUCUUUAAUGCCAUUUCUUACACUUAGCACCGUUGUAUACUUUAAUCAUUUUAAUUGACAAGUUAUUGAACAUGUAUUGAUUUUAUAUAGAUUCCUGUGCCUUGAGAGCAAUGUACAGUAAAUGCAAAUGGUCUCUGUUGAAAAUCAGAAGUGUGUGUGUUGAGGUGUGAGUAGAGGCCAGUGUUACCAUAGGCUAUUUCUAUUGGGUAUAAACAGUAAUACCGUCCUAUGUUUUAUAUUGUUUUAACACAAACGAAUGAAUGCUUAAUACAUGAAUCAAUCAAUAUAUUAAUAAAGUAUAUUUUACAAGUAA
This is a messenger RNA of Acipenser ruthenus (sterlet), 3359 nucleotides long. Its product is annotated as sterol 26-hydroxylase, mitochondrial-like. The record is from RefSeq and is a predicted model, not a curated record. Gene Ontology annotation, biological process: cellular response to peptide hormone stimulus; cortisol metabolic process; glucocorticoid biosynthetic process. Gene Ontology annotation, cellular component: mitochondrial inner membrane. Lineage: Eukaryota; Metazoa; Chordata; Actinopteri; Acipenseriformes; Acipenseridae. The transcript is spliced from 9 exons. Gene Ontology annotation, molecular function: iron ion binding; oxidoreductase activity, acting on paired donors, with incorporation or reduction of molecular oxygen; heme binding. Bases 297 to 1865 code for a protein of 522 amino acids.